GGGAGAGGGGAAAAAAAAAAAAAAGCAUGAAUAAAGGAGGUUGUUCAGCUUUAAGGCACUGUAUAAGACAUUAGCCUCACGUUGCAUGAGUGACGUCAUCUGUUCUUGGCUGAAGCCUUUCUGUAUUCUGUCUCUGGUUUCCAACCAAGGCUGCGGGCUGACUGUAUGCACAAGGCACAGAUUCCCAGAGGAGACCAAGAGAAGCAGCUCAGAGGAUGAGACACAGGAAGACGAGCGAUUGUCAAGCCUUGAGUGAAGACGAAACCUUUCAGGUGCCGAUCGUAGGCUGCUGACGGCCAACAGAACCCAAGCCGGUGAAUGGAGAAGCAGGAUGGAGGCUGAAGGUACCAUGAUGGUGAUGAUGUACAUGUUGUGAAACAAAGGAUCAGUCUGCUUGCCCACAGGGAUCUUGCUUCCAGAGACACAACAGGGAGGCUGCAUUUCUUUGCUGAGGGCGAUCGAGCUCUCUUAGCCAGAAGAACCCAAUGCUGCGUUGUGUCGGACUCAAUGCCGGGGGGUAAAGACUUUUUGCCUCCGCUUAUAUUUUUGCCAAGAGGAUGCGGAGAACACAAGAGCUCUGAGGCUGUGGAUUCGCUUGGGCAUGUUUCCUGUUUACCUCUAGUUCCAUCUACCCGAAAGUAGACUGUUUACAGACAACCUCCAUCAGAAGACUGGUGGUAGGGCCAACCAUGAUUCAACACCCAACAGCUACAUAAAUUUUGAGGUCGUCAAGAGUCAUUUCUGAAUUUUUUGGGUGGGAUUUCGAGUUGGGUCGAAACUAAUGACUGACCUGCUCCUCGAAGCAGCCAGAACUGGUCAUUGCUAUGUUGGGUUUGGAUACCGUGCGUGUGGACCUCAAAGUAUAAGCAUAUUUUUGGUGUUUGGGAGCUAAAGCCUUUGGAUACGGUUUGGCCUAAGGCGAAGAAAAAACAAAAAUAAUAAUAAUACAAAGAGACAACUCUCCAUUGAGAAAAUGUUGAUGGCUGUGUGAGAUUGAGGAUGGCUGCUGGAAGAUUACUGCUCUACGCUGGACUGUCUUUAGCUCUGUGUGCCCUGGGCAUGCUGGCUGUGGCUAUCUGCUCCGACCACUGGUAUGAAACGGAUGCCAGACGGCACCGGGAGAGGUGCAAAAGCUUCACGAAUAGGAGAAUCGACCCUGGAUUCAUUUAUAAUUCCAACAACAACCUUCCGCUUAGGGCGAGCAGGUCAAAGCUGGACCGCUGGGAGGGCAAGUUACUUCUAACUAGAAACCGGAGGCAGCUUUUUGCCAUGAGCGCCGCCGAUGAGUGCAAUAGACAAUACAAUUCUACCAACAUGGGCCUCUGGAGGAAAUGCCACCGGCUAGGGUUUGAUCAAGAUAUAGAAGAUAUCAUUGCCAAAGGGGACAUUGAGCGAUGCUCGUUCAUCAAGUAUCACUAUUCCUCAGCCACUAUUCCCAAGAACCUCACGUACAAUAUUACCAAGACCAUCCGGCAAGACGAGUGGCAUGCUUUGCAUUUACGCAGGAUGACAGCUGGAUUCAUGGGAAUGGCCGUGGCCAUCAUUCUGUUCGGCUGGGUCAUCGGAGUGCUGGGCUGCUGCUGGGAUAGGGGGCUCAUGCAAUAUGUUGCUGGUCUGCUCUUCCUCAUGGGAGGGACUUUCUGUAUUAUUUCACUGUGCACUUGUGUAGCGGGGAUCAACUUUGAGCUCUCCCGUUACCCUCGAUUCCUGUACGGGCUACCUGAUGACAUCAGCCAUGGUUAUGGAUGGUCCAUGUUCUGUGCCUGGGGGGGCUUGGGCCUAACGUUAAUCUCAGGCUUCUUCUGCACAUUAGCACCUUCAGUACAGCCCGUCCUGAGGACCAACUGCCCCAAAACACGUCCUGAGAAUGGAACAGUGUGCUAAAAACCCUCUACAGAGCACAAA
Messenger RNA from Hyla sarda, 1905 nucleotides. RefSeq names its product transmembrane protein 178B (gene TMEM178B). Lineage: Eukaryota; Metazoa; Chordata; Amphibia; Anura; Hylidae. The record is from RefSeq and is a predicted model, not a curated record. Gene Ontology annotation, cellular component: membrane. Bases 1000 to 1884 code for a protein of 294 amino acids. The transcript has 5 exons.